Molecule: messenger RNA, 1600 nt
Organism: Moneuplotes crassus
Lineage: Eukaryota; Ciliophora; Spirotrichea; Euplotida; Euplotidae
Source: the annotation of a GenBank genome assembly
AUUUCAUAUAAAAUGCCACAGUCAGUUGCUGGGUCUGUAAGAUCCAAGAAAUCGUACAGAAGUGUCAGAUCCAAGGGAUCUUACGUUGAUGAAUCUCUUUUUGGCAGCGACAAAAAGAAAAUCAAUGGGAAUGCAAUGUCUAGAGCCGGUGCUACUAUUGUUUCUGUGAAUGAAUUAAGAAAAGUUAGGGAACAAACUGAAAAGGGAUUACAAAAAGACGCUAUUAUCUUACCAAAAUCUGAACUUGACAGGAUCAGGCUUGCUAGUAAAGUUGUCACCAAGGACCAGCAAAUGCAUGAGACCCAACUAGCCAAGGAACAGAAGGAACAGCAGAGAAUUAUGUUCGAGGCCAGAAAGAAGCGUAUGAGGCAAAUGGAUAAGGAAAGAGCAAAUAAACUUCCUCCUAGUGAAUUCCAAACGGAAGAGACACAAAAGAAAACCGGCUUACUAAACAACGCCCAAAAGGCUCUUGAUGAAGAGAUGGAUGAUGUCAAAACCAUGAACCAGAUGGUCCUCUACUCUAAAUGCGUCACGAUUAGGGAUAAACAGCUCGAGGAGCAGAAGCGUCUUGAGCAAGAGUACCUCGAUGAGAAUAAAAGACUUGACAUAAUGAUGGAAAUAGAAAGGCUUAAAAGUAUCAAGCAUCGUGAAGAGAUAGAGCACCAAAGGAGAGAAGCCCAGAAGCAAGGUGCCUUAGUCAUCAUUGACCAAAUAAAAGAGCGUGAGUUAGAAAGAAUCAACCAACAGGAGCUACUCGAGAGGGAAAAACAACAAAUGGCCGAACAAAUCGAGAAGCUCAAGGCUGAGGAAGAAGAAACUCUGCAGAGAGAAAGAGUAAAGGCCAAGAAGCUCCUCAAUGAGGUGGAGGAGUCAAACAGAGAAGCCCUCAGCGAGAAGGAAAAGAGAAGAAGAGAAGAGCUCAGAUUAGACAACGAAAUUUUGGAAUACAAUAUGGCUAAAGCCAAGCUUGAGGAAGAAAGAGAAAUCGAGAAGAAGAAACUCCAGGAACAAAAGGAGAAAGAUAUCCAAAAGUUAAGAGAUCUACAGGAAAGAGCUGCUGAUAGGCAGGCUGAAAUAGAUGCUUUAAGAGCCAAAAGAGCCUUUGAAGAACAAGAGAGAAGACAUAGAGAGAAUGAACGCAAGGAAAGAGAACAUCAGCUCAAAGUCAUGAGGGACAUGGAAGAAGCCAGAGAGACUCAGUUCAGAGAAAGAGAGAGGUUACUAGCUGAGCAAGCCAGACAGGAGAGAGACGAAUUUUCUAGGAUUAUCAGAUCUCAAAAAGAAGAAGCUGAGAAGGACAGACAGGUUAGUGGUGAAAAGAAGAACAUUCUCAAAGAGCACUCCUUGCAGUUGAGAACACAGAUCAUCCAAAACGAGGAGACAACCAAGCAGCAGAGACUGGAUUACCUGGAAGAAGGUAGAAGAGUAAGACAGAAUCUCGAAAAUGAAAGAAAGAGGCUUGAAGAAAUUAAGCAUUCUAAACUGGGUGAAUUGAAGACCCUUGGAAUCUCGGAUAAAUAUCAAGCUGAUCUUUCAAGGAAGAAGAUCUCCUUCUAAGUUGAUGUUAUUUCAUGAUAGUGGUAAUUCAACAUUUUAUUUC